AUGGGAGUACAAACGGCUGUCGCGUCCGGAGGAGCGCCCCCGGCGUUCGACAUCGGAAACUUGUUUGGGCUUCGAGGCUUCGACGGUCGGAAAACUGGCGAGUUCAACUAUGAGCCGCCUGGAGCGAGAGAUGAUCCGAGAACGGACCAACAGGCCGGAGGAUGGUUUGGUCGCAGACCGAAAAGGAAAGACAACAUGUGGGAGACCUUCCUGGAUGUCCCGGGUCUGGACGUGCCUGAGCAGCCCAAAGUGGACCCGGUUCAGGCAAGCAAGUCGGCAUUCGAGGACCUGCUCGCAAGCAGAGAUAAUAAUGCGGCAGUCGACGAGCAGUUCGUCGCGAGCCUUGCUGACUUCUUGCAAUCGUCUGCGAAUGAGCCCGAAGCCCACAACACGCUUCGAAUGGCGCAAUGGCAACUCGGGGGAAAGCAGAACCGGAUGACACGCGCCACACGUCGGAUGCUAGCAAAGAUUGUCGUAGACAAGGUGCAACUGGACACCAUAGAUUCCGACGAGACUUCCGACAUCAUAGCCACCUGGAUGCUACAUUCCCGAGCCCUCGCAUAUUCAGACACCAUUGUGGAUAUUCUCGACGCCGCAACGCCCGGGCAUUCUCUGCUCCGUAUCGUUGCCAAGACUACCGUCCAGCUGCUGCAGCAUGAUUUCAAACACGACGGAGCGCUUGAAGCGCUUCCGGCUGUCACGGAACACUGGCUGGAGUGCCUACGCCAAUGCACGCACUUGCAGAACCCACAUCAUUCCACUCCCGAGUGGAAGGCUGUGUAUGAGUUGCUUUCGCCUCGCAUACCGGACAUGCGGAUGCUAGCUUUGCACCUGUCGACCCUGGAACCGGACGAUCUUGCGCGGAUCAUUCUGCGACAUUGGGCAUCUGUGAUGACCGUUUCAGACGUAGCGAAAGACGGUCUGGAACUGACACUGGACCGUGCUGGCAAAUACCUCUUUCCGCGUCGAUCUCAGACCCUUGAAAAUGACAUCCUGCUGCGCGAUUUCGAGCAUUUGUGUGGAGAGCGGUUCGCCGAUCCGACGCCGCAGAUUCCACACAUGGAUGGCGACCCGAUAGCCCUGGUUGAUAUGCUCGAUGUGGUGCGACGGCAUGGAGCGAGUAUUACAAAUCUUGCGCACGGCACCAUGUCCAUUCUCACGCAUCCCAAUGCUGGCCCAAAGACUCCGGAGAGAAUUCACUGGGUAAUCCGUGGUUCGGCCCGCCGAAAUCAACUCGGCUCCGAUUCGGACCUGGCUACGGAUGCCAUUCACCAUCUGUUGAACGCUGGCUUCGUCGAAUAUGCCUAUGAAGUCUUCCAAGAUCUACCAGGCAUACCACUUAGUCGAUGUCGUCAGCUGCCGUUGGCAAUGUCUACUUCGACCAAUUUCGCACGCCACAAGCUAUGGCGUUGCUUGCAACGUCAGACCCCAGAUGACAUCGUUUCGCGUACGCACCGCCCUGAGGAGAAAAUGGCUCUCACAAAAGACCAUAUCGACCUCAUCCAUCUCGUGGCGCAGAACAUCUCACGCUCAGACCUCCCAUGCCGUGUGGCGUUUCGUCGAGUCGAGGAAUGCUACCUCUUCUUACGUGA
This is a messenger RNA of Lecanosticta acicola, 1592 nucleotides long. NCBI's taxonomy places the organism in Eukaryota, Fungi, Ascomycota, Dothideomycetes, Mycosphaerellales, Mycosphaerellaceae. The record is from the annotation of a GenBank genome assembly.